AUGGGAAAAGUAGUGUCUGCUUUGGCCAUUUAUGAGCUGAAGCAAAAGUCGGUGCGGGCACGAGAGCCUCCCGAGAGGCGGCGUUGGGCGGAGCAGGCCAUCAAACUGGCCGCGCGAACAAGCUCUGUUGAGAUCUUCGCCGAUAUAGUAGAGUGGAGUAAGAGGUAUAUACGGGACCCGCUGGUGUUCCCUGAUUUGAUGUGCGAGAUAAUCGACAGCUCUGGUGGCCUGCUUUCAUGCCGCAUCGAUUUAAACGGAGUGACCAUACCUGUCUCAAAAUCCGUUCUACUGCAAGAAGCGCAGACUGGACACAAGAUCUUGGAGGAUAUACAUCAAGCUAGUUCACUCCUACUGCGCGAACCCUGGGCUCGACCAUCGAUACCAAGAAUAACACGAAGCGUCCCGGGGAUGCUUUCAAGGAUCGUCGGGGGGAGGAUGAACGUGGUAAGGAAGCUGCCCUGUGGAGACUCAGUAACCGACUCCGAAGUAUUCGAAAUACUUGUCCAGCCCAUGGCCUCAAUUCUCCUCGAGUACGAGCGGCAGGGCAACAUGGAGGGCCAGACAGAUGUUGACUGGAGCGGUCCAUCUGGAAUGGCGGUCUCGUACUAUCUCCCUGCUACUCCCAAUCCUAGGGAAAUGGCUUUCAUUGACCGGCUCGCAAAAGUACGAGACGAGAUUUGGCAGCAACACAGCGCUCGAAAUGAUCCAAGAGUUCUGGAACUAAGAGCCGGCUGGCCGCGAGGACUCCCAAUCCAAAGUCUAGUUCACUCUCAAGCCUUCGUACACUGCGCUAUAAAGCACGAGGAAUACGUGCCGUUCAUCUCAUCGAGAGCCAACCAGGUACUUUUCGGUGCGGCUAACACUGUCAUGGCUGCUGUAAAGGAUGAAGAAAAAGAUCUUAUUGAUGGAUUCGUGGACGAUCUUGAUUUUGUCAUCCGUGCUUUUCUGGGAGAUGGGGAUAGGGAUAGAUCUCGCGAUGCUUUGCGCCUGUGGGAAUAUUAUUCUCGAUUGUUGCAGCCGCAUCCGGAUUAUCUCGGUCUGUUCCAGGACUGGCUGGUCACCAGGAUGCUCUCUAUAGGCGACAUGGCCGAGGCCAUCAACUUCAUUCGUCCGCCGCUUCAGUCUCCUUCGCAGAUCAGACCGACGGUAUCCCGAGUGCCUACAGGAUCCGAGAUUAUCGAAUGGGAUCCUCACGAGGGCGAUUAUCCCCUGUCUUCCAAAACAGUCGAUGAUGAGAAAGAGGCUAGGAAGCCAGAGCCCUGCAGAGUACCUUGUACAGUUCUCAACUGCCGGAUGGGCGGAAGCAUACCCUCAAAGGCUCCCCUGGUGGAAAGAAAGACGCACCCAGAACCUCAGCGCCUUUCAAUCUGGUCCUCCAAGAAUUGCACACUGGCGGCCGACACCCAGGACCUUUCACGCUGUGUCCAAGACUCUGUUGUUUUGGCUGCCCUCUUGUUCCUGGACACUUACACAAAGAGCCCUCGAAUCUUACGAACAAAAUUCCCUGAUGUCGAGUUUCCGCGAUGCGCUGAGAGAGAGUCUACCAAGAGGAUCCCUCCACAGGUCCUGUGGGAGCUCAUCUGGUCAUUUUUGGACACGUUGAAAGCCGAGCCAAAUGCCGCAAACUACUCAUCUUUAUUGUUUCACACAUUCGAUCUGAUUGAGAUCCUGCUCCAAACCGAUAAGCCACAGCUCGCGAUUGAUGUUGUUAUUCGAGUAUGGCAAGACUUUGCAAACGAGUCUUCUUUGCAUCGCAAAAUAUGCCUCGUGAAGCUUGGCCGUGUCCUAACCCCGGAACAGGGAAGGGAGAUGAUGAGAGGGUUCACCAGAUAUGUCUGCGAGUCGCUACAAGCUCAACAACAGCAACCGGCAAAAGAAGAAAAGAAGGAGAAAAAGGCUUUCAUCAAAGUAACCACGGCCAAGAUGCUUGCGCAGGCGCUGGCCGAGGCAGACUUUCUUUCACAAUCCGAUCGAAGGGAGACGCUGCAGACGAUGUUCAAUUCCGCUCACCACAUUGAUAUUCGGAGAGAGAUCGCCGCGGCGCUUUUGGAGCUUGUCAACACUUGCGAUGAUAGCAACGCUGAGCCAUACAGAGUCUUUGCCACGAUAGCGUCCUCGGUCGCAGGGCCCAACAAGCGGGCCACAACCACCGAAGCGGAAUGGGCGAUAGCAGAGACUGGGCCCGCUCCCCUAUGUUCCUCCAGUUUCCGAUCGUCCUAUAUUGAGCUGGUGGUUUCCACCGCCGUUUCCAAAGUCCCGGACAGGCUGCGGUCGGACUACGUGCAAAACGUGCUAAUAACCCUACUGCAGGAAUCCACUCGCCAGCAUACGCGAUGGAUGGCUGCAAUGAGUGCUAGACUGGGGCUCUCCGUGUCCGGCCUGUGAAUCACUGAGAAUGAGAUUGGGCCGUUUACCCCAGGUCUAACAGACCAAAUCCUAUCCAAGUGGAUUGAGUAUGUCCCAGGAUCAUACCUACAAGAGUACCAACUCCCCUGGGCCCUGGGCCACUUUCAAUACGAGUCCUUCAGUCGCAUUGACAAGGCGCUUUCAGUGACAAUCGCCGGGCCACUGAAGGAUAUCAGCGUUCGGGACCAUUGGAAAGGCUUCUUCGCCUCUUUAAUAGCUCGAUCUGCCCUCUUCAAUUUGAAAGGCCUCCUUUUUCCGAUCGUCAAAAAGGGCUCGAAAGUUUCGAAUGGAUUGAGCAUCGCGCACAUCCUUGAGGAAUUCUCUUACCGUGCGGAAGUAAUCACCCGAAACCCAGUCAAAUUGCACAGACUUUUGAAAGCAUACACUGUGCAUCCGGAAUACCCAUUGGAACCAUUGCGAGCUCUCAGAAAGUGCUGGGUGCAAUGCGUUCCUGCUGUGAAAAUUGCCAACCAAAAGGUGCAGGUUUACAACGACCUGACAGACGCUAUGAGGCGAGCGGUUAAUGUUUUCGAAAAGGUCCGGAAAGAAGGACGGUGAACCAAGUUAAUAGCUUCCAGGUAUCCCGUGACUCUGCCCUCGACCUUCGAUUACCAGGUUCUCAUGCUCCCUUCUCCAGAGUAUAACCCAAGAGCCGCGGUUUUGCAGUCGGCGGUUGAGAU
Aspergillus calidoustus is the source of this 3086-nucleotide messenger RNA. The record is from the annotation of a GenBank genome assembly. NCBI's taxonomy places the organism in Eukaryota, Fungi, Ascomycota, Eurotiomycetes, Eurotiales, Aspergillaceae.